Colossoma macropomum (tambaqui) is the source of this 3555-nucleotide messenger RNA. It is a transcript of the gene smarcad1a, whose product is annotated as SWI/SNF-related, matrix-associated actin-dependent regulator of chromatin, subfamily a, containing DEAD/H box 1 a. The record is from RefSeq and is a predicted model, not a curated record. The coding region runs from base 284 to 3262 and encodes 992 amino acids. Lineage: Eukaryota; Metazoa; Chordata; Actinopteri; Characiformes; Serrasalmidae. Gene Ontology annotation, molecular function: chromatin binding; ATP-dependent chromatin remodeler activity; ubiquitin binding. Gene Ontology annotation, cellular component: nucleus. The transcript is spliced from 23 exons.
UGAGCUUCACUGGUGUCACCCGGCAUCCUUUCUUUAGGAGGCUAUAUCGGUUAUGAGAUUUUAGCGGCUUGGGAAAGUGCAGAUUAUCGCUCGCUAGUGUAUUUGUAUUAUAUUGCUGAAGAUGGAGUGAUAAGCGUUACAUUCUGUCAGAAAAGUAGUAGACUAUUUCAGCCGUACGAACACAGGAGACACAAUAGCUAACGUUAGCUAAGCCGUUGUUGAAGCCUCUCUGUCGUGUAGAGCAGCGUUAGCCGGUUGCUGAAAGGUCCUUUAAUACAGAGCAAUGAGUCUGUUCAAUCUCGAUAGAUUCCGUUUCCAGAAAGAAAAGGCCGGUGAAAGUGUCUCCUCGCCGGUCCAGUUUCCCAGACAAGAGCAGCGCAGAGUGUUGAGUAAGUCCAGUUCGGAUAAAGAGAAUUACCUGGCAGCACACCAGGUGAAACCAGAUGGCAGACGUGCACCAGGAAAAGUCCCUAGGCAUGCGCUGGAAGAUGUGUCUUCUGAUGAUGAAGUGGUUAAAAAAGUCAAGGAGCCUGCUAUACAACAAUCAGCAAAGAAGGCAAGAGAGUGUGAAGAGCACAUAGAUUUGAAUUUGGAGGAGAAAGUGGCCAAACUCCUAGAAAUGUUCCCCCAGAAGAGCCGAAGUGAAAUACUGGAGGUGAUUGAGAGCACAAGCACACUGGAGGGAGCUGUAGCGUGUUGUUUGUUGGUUUAUGGAGAGAAAGAUUCAUCCAAAGUGAAAGGGACAACAGAAGACAGUGAUAAUCAAUGUGAGAUGCAGCCAAAGAAGCGGAGAAAAACUGUGGAAUCUGACUCUGAUCCUGAGUCUGAGGAAGAGAGUCAGGAGCUGAGCAGAGAGCAACAGGAAGCUCUGGUGCGCAAACUGAAAAAGAAACUACCUGAGUUCGAAAAUGAGGUGCUGAGGGAUGUCCUGAGAGAACAUGACUGGGAUCUUGAGAAUGCCUUGGGAUCUCUACUGAUGUUUUCAUCUGAAUCAGAAGACUCCAGUCCUAAAAGAGCUCAAGACAGCAAAUCCAAAGUGUCAGAUAAUUUGAAGCCUGCAAGGAGCAGCCAAGAGAGCAACGGAGAGAGGAAGCAAAAGCCACAUUCUGGUCUCUCAAGAUGGCUGUCGGCUGUAUCAAGCAAAUCCACUCAAAAAACACAAAAUGCCUCUACUAGGUCAACAUCCACAGAAACAAAAACAGUCAGUCAUAAUUUUAAGAGAGAAAAAGCAGAUAAGGUAGAGCAAGAGCAAAGCAGCGAUUCAGAUGAUGAAGAAGAGCUUGAGAGCGAAGCUGGGAGUGUUUCUGAUGACUUUGAUUCGGACAGCGAAGACGAUAGCAUUGAUGAUCGUAUCAAGCACCAGAUAGUACAGUUUCUCCAGGAGGCUUCUUUAGAUGAACUGACUUUGAUAUCUGGUUGUUCAUUGAAGAAAGCCCAGAAGAUAAUCUUACUGAGGCCAUUUAACACAUGGGAAGAUGUGAAUGAGCAGUUCUGUAAGGAUAACAGCUUGUCUAUGGAGCUGGUGCACGGCUGUAAAAUGGUGCUGAAAGAAAGGCAGGUGCUGAAGCAGCUCAUGAGCAGGUGUGAAAGCAUUUCCAGGAAGAUGACCAAAGAUGUCACCCAGGUCAUCAAGAAUGGCAUGGGCUCUAUGAAGCAACCAGCCAUCCUCAACAGCAAAUUCAAAUUACAGCCGUACCAAUUGAUAGGCUUGAAAUGGCUUAUUCUUCUUCACCAGCACAAGCUCAGUGGAAUCCUGGCUGAUGAAAUGGGAUUGGGAAAGACAAUUCAGGCAAUUUCUUUCCUAGCUUAUCUCUAUCAAAAGGGGAUUAAGGGCCCUCAUCUUAUUACCGUACCUUCUUCCACAGUAGAUAACUGGGUAAGAGAGCUAAGGCUGUGGUGCCCAAGUCUGACGGUAAUUGUUUACUAUGGCUCUGUGGAGGACCGUAAAUACCUCCGGCAUGACAUUCUCAGCAAUCAAGUGGAAUUCAAUGUCAUAGUGUCUACGUAUAACCUCACCAUAGGGAAUGAAAAUGACCGCAGUCUCUUCCGCAAGUUGAAACUGAAAUAUGCUGUGUUUGAUGAGGGCCACAUGCUGAAGAACAUGAACUCUCUGCGCUACCGCCAUCUCAUGGCCAUUAAUGCUGAACACCGAUUGCUUCUGACUGGAACUCCUCUACAGAACAACUUGCUAGAACUAAUAUCUCUGCUCAACUUCAUCAUGCCUUCCAUGUUCUCCAGCAGCACCUCCCAAAUCUCCAAGAUGUUCUCCACGAAAUCAUCAGAAGAGGAGAGUACUUUCCAUAAGGAGAGAAUUGCUCAAGCCAAGCUCAUUAUGAAGCCCUUCAUACUGAGACGAGUCAAGAGUGAGGUGCUGAAGCAACUACCACCCAAAGUGGAGAAGAUAGAAAUGUGUCCCAUGAGUGAUGCUCAGCAGCAGCUCUAUGAUAAACUCUUCAGUAGGCUCAAGAAGACUGUCAGUGGGGAGAAACGUGAGCUCAGUAACGUUAUGAUGCAGCUGAGGAAAAUGGCCAACCACCCACUCCUGCAUCGGCAGUACUACACCACUGAGAAACUUGCUGCCAUGAGUCGAGCCAUGCUGAAGGAACCAACACAUUUUGAUGCAGAUCCCGCAUUGAUCCAGGAAGACAUGGAGGUCAUGUCAGAUUUUGAGCUGCAUAACCUGUGUAAAGAAUACACCUCCAUCAGUAGGUUCCAACUGGAAAAGAAGCUCCUCCUAGACUCUGGAAAGUUCGCUUUGCUCACCAAACUAUUGGCCAAGCUCAAAGAAAAGGGUGACAGGGUGGUGCUCUUCAGCCAGUUUACUAUGAUGCUGGAUAUUGUGGAGAUUCUGCUGAAACACCUUGGCCAUGAGUAUGUUCGAUUGGAUGGCUCAACACCUAUGGCAGAAAGAAUUGGCCUUAUAGACAAAUACAACACAGACCCUGAGAUAUUUGUCUUUCUUCUUUCGACUCGUGCUGGUGGCCAAGGAAUAAACCUUGCCUCUGCUAACACAGUGAUCCUUCAUGAUAUUGAUUGCAAUCCUUUCAAUGACAAGCAAGCAGAAGACCGUUGUCAUCGAAUGGGGCAGACCAGGACUGUACAGGUUAUCAAACUGGUUAGCAAAGACUCCAUAGAGGCCUGCAUGCUUCGUGUAGGACAGGAAAAGCUCAAACUUGAACAAGACAUGACUACUGAUGAAGGUGAUGAGGGCACCAUGUCUGAGGAUAUGGCAGAGCUGCUAAAGGUAUCGCUGGGUCUUUGACACAUUAAACCUAAGGAUUCCAGUGUGUUGACUGUCCUGUCUCAGUACAACGUUCUCAUUCUACUGAUCUGAAGAGUGGUUAGUACAAAUAUGAGCAAGACAGCUAAUAGGCAGACUGACCAACCCGGUAACUGCUUACUGUUGGGAAUGUUGAUAUUUUACUUUGAAUCAGUGUUGAACUACGCACAACGUCUAGACAAAAAAAAAAAAGCUGAAAUGGGGAGUAACCAGCAGCUGUGACGCUCUAGACUUCACAGAAAAACGUUUUACUCCAUGGACUGAUUUUGUGUGGG